Ciona intestinalis (vase tunicate) is the source of this 1555-nucleotide messenger RNA. Lineage: Eukaryota; Metazoa; Chordata; Ascidiacea; Phlebobranchia; Cionidae. The record is from RefSeq and is a predicted model, not a curated record.
CGAGGGGUCUUCGUCCACAUCCCAGCAGUGUUUCUCUUCACUUAGGCGUGAGGAAUCAAAGAUUUGAUCCCGGAUGCGCGGGAACUGUGUCUUCUUCUUCCAUCUCGCACCACUAAGUAAGUUACAGUGUUAACUAAGCUGCACAAAAGCUGUUGAGGUGAGAUGAAAUAUACGAAUGUAAUUCUGUAGCUCUAAAUUAUUAUUAAGAAAGACAUAUGUGACUUAUUGCAUAGCAAGACAAACUUCAGAAAACUUCACAAAUUUUAUGAUGGGUGUUCUGUUUCAUACACCUCGUGCCAGCUUAUCAGUUACCACAUAUGUAAUUUUGUUCAUGAAUAUUUUUGUAAUGUAUGGCUGAAAAUUUAGACAACCCACAACGGACCUCUGUGUUAAAAUGACCAGGACGCAAACGAUAGCAGCAUUGAGCUUUGAACCCGUUUCCUACAGCUGAACUGUGGAUUUGGAAUUAACUAAACUUAUUACUGUCAAUGCCACAGCAGCAAGAUUUCCCAGAAUUGAGCAAUACUCAAUACAUAUGUUUCCUCCUUGCUUGCUGCAAAUGGGAAUAUGUUUAUUUGCCUUGUUAGUUCAUAUAAAAUACACAUUGAAGAACAUCAGGAUAGAUGAGUUGUGAUAAUUAAUAACAAGGAGGCGAACUACUCCGUCAACCCCAGCAACAUAUCUCAAGUAAUGGUGAAUUGUCACUGACAUACAAUGUACGGAUGGCUGACUUCCAAGUUGAAUGGUUGACUUUACAUCGAAGAACGUAUAAUGGAGAAAUCCCUGGUGCUACUUGGAGGAUUAAGAGAGGGGACAAAGUUAACUUACACUUGAACAACACUCUAACUGAACCUGAGAAGUUGCAACCAUUCAACGGGUUCCGAUUCACAAACUCCACGAACAUCCAUACCCAUGGUUUGCACAUAAGUAGCAGGGAACCUGAAGACAACAUCUUUGUUCAUCUGAAACCCGGCCAGUCGUACAAUUACAAAUACAACAUUGAUCCUGACAAUCCAUCUGGCACAUAUUGGUACCACUCCCAUUUGCACGGAGCUUCCUUGUUUCAGGUACAUAGUGGAAUGGCUGGCAUGAUUAUUGUUGACGAUGUGAAACACGAGACACCAGAUCACUUAUGGAAGGUUUCAUGUCCCGAGCAUUGUGAACAUGAUAUACAACUCGUGUUUCAACCCAUCUUGGAAUAUAGGAACCUGUUUGGAAACGGGUUUUCAACUCUGCAAAUGCGAAUGCAAGAUAACCAAUUGUUCUGGCAUACAAAUAUCAUAUCAUCAGGUGGCACCUUGGCACAGUGGCUUGCAAGGAACAUUUAUCUCUACACAGUUAACGGGCAAGUUAAACCAGUGGUUGCCAUGCCAACAGGACAAACUAAAAGGUUCAGGUAAGCAGAGAAAGAUUUUAAAGUCAAGUUUUCUAAAGUUUAGCGCUGCAUUGGUUAGCGAAUACUUAGUUACGGCAAUUACAUUGAUGGGAAUCUAUCUCGCCAAAAAUCCACCUAUAAUGGUAGCAGCAUUGAAGCUAUGAACCCGGUAUCCUCCGA